Messenger RNA from Protopolystoma xenopodis, 534 nucleotides. The record is from the annotation of a GenBank genome assembly. Lineage: Eukaryota; Metazoa; Platyhelminthes; Monogenea; Polystomatidea; Polystomatidae.
AUGCUUUCCCUUUUUCUUAGUGUUGCAUAUUCCUCUUUCUCUUCUUUCAUUCGUCCUAUUCAUCAUCAACCCUAUCCUCGUCCGAUAUUAGGCCGAGAAAAAGCUAAUUCGACACCUCUAGUGCUUGCUGGCUACCCAAAAAAGACCAGCGAACUGGCCGUCCCAUCCAAGUCAGUAAGGACAACUGAAAAACCUGAAGCUCAUUCUACGGCCACUCGAAAUGGGUUCGGAAAGACUCUCGUGACUGAGCUUCCCGGCGAGCUGAAUGCCAAACGGUCUAGCACUGCUUCGCCAGUCUUACCAACGGUUCCCGAGGAACUGGACGUCGACCAGAAAGGCGUGAACUUUACUGGUUCUGAUAGCCUCUUAGAGACAGAAUCAGGGAUAGGGAGUCGGCUGAGCUCCGGAGAACGUGCCGCCUUCUUAAGGGAACACAAUGAGUUGCGACGAUUGGUUGCGAGAGGAGGAGUCGAGGGACAACCGGCCGCAAAAUUUAUGCCAAAUUUAGUAAGCCAGUGCUGCCAAGUUUCAUGA